AUGUCAUAUGUAUAUGAUCCAAAAAGUGGAAAUAAGUUCAAUUCUUUUUUUCAAUGGUUAAAUGUUCUUAAAAAGCAAGGUUUGUUCAAUGGGGAAAGGUCUGCAAUUGCUACAAUUUUUUUAGAGCCUGUUACUUCCAGCCCUAACCUUGCAUCCAUAUUAAGACCAUCUGUUCAAUUACCUUAUUGGAAGAAUAACUCAACUGCAAGAAAUGUAGAAAAAGAUAUGACCAUUGUUUGGAAUGGAAAUUUAAUCUCAUAUGAGGUGAAUGUAUUGGGAAAAGUGGUGAAGGAUAUUGACUUAAUAAGACCAGGAGUUGCAGCAGAAAGAACAUUUACAGAUGUAGAAGAGGCAAUUGAAUAUGUAUUUGAUGCAAAAAUUUGUAAUGGAAAAUCUACAAAAGGAUUUGAAGAAGUAACACGUAAUCGAGGCCUACAACUUGUAAACAAUAAGCUUGGUCCUGAUGGUACUCAUGAGCCUUUUGCAUUUUUGGAAAACAAAGGAAAACCCAAUGAAAUUUAUCGUCGAGUAGAUUGUCAUCUUCUUGUAGAUUUAAAAGGUGCAUGUGAAAACUGCAAAAAAUUAAAGAAUACCUUGAUAAAAAUACGUAGUAGAUAUCUCACUGGUACAAAAUCUGUGAAAACAAAUCAUGCAUCACAAGAAAUCCUUAGUGAAGCUGUUCAAGAGCAACGAAAGCUCAUAUGUAUACAAUGUGGAAAACCAAAAGGGACAAGAUAUCAUCCUAUUCGUGGAGGUAAUGCUGCUUAUGAUUCUUUGAAGGGGAUAAUGCGUUUACCAUCAGUAUCAACCCUCAAGAGCUAUAUAAAUGAAUAUGAGCAAAAGUCUGGACUUCUUUGGAGCCAACGUAGUAAUAGUUAUGUUGGUUACUUAGAUUUUGAAGAUGAAGCUCAAGAUUUAAAAUCAUUUGCUAUAAAUUGUGAAAAAGAAUUAAAUGCAAUGGGAAGCAAUACUAUUUCACCUGACCAUAUAUCAGAAAAAUAUGAACAUGGUCUGGCAACACAAGUUCAUCAAAUUGUCUGGCAUUCAAUAACACAUAAUUUUUCUUUUCCAUUAUCAUAUUAUGGAGUUAAUACAUUGUCAACUCAUGAUCUGAAUACUUUAUUAUUUGGUCUUGCUGCAAAAUUGGAAUGCAUUGGAAUCCAUACUUGUGGCUCAGUUUGUGAUGGAGCUAGUGAGAAUCGAAAUCACAUAAAAAGUUUUGAUUGGUUUGCUUCGACCUGGUCUGUUGGUGAUAUUGUGGAAGUUGUUAUAGAAAAAGGUAACUCUUAUUCUGCUAAAAUCCUAAAUGCUAACAUUGAUCGUACAAAAUUUAUUGUCCAAAAGCUUGAUCAGGAAUUUACUGAAGGGAUCACUAUUGAUCAGAAAUUUUUAAGACCUGUUAUUGGAAGCCAACUCUCAAUUAAUGAGGAUCAAAAAAUAGUAAGUGAACAUGAUAUCUGGUCAUGGCAUAAAACAUUGAAUCCAAUUACAGGAGAUCCAUGGUUUUUCAUUAGCGACCCAACUCAUGUUUUCAAGAAGCUUCGUAAUAAUUUAUCAAAGAGUCAUACAGGACAAGGUAGCGAAAAAAAUGUGCAUGAAAUUAUGUUUGAUGGUAAAGAAGUCAGUUGGAAACAUAUUAAAGGAGUUUAUGAUUAUACUAGCUGUCAUGCAACAGCUAAGGCAACAAGGCUAACCAAACGUCAUAUCUGGUUAACAUCUUGGAGUAAGAUGCGUGUUGAUUUAGCUGAACAGACUCUUUCAAAGGAUGUUGAAAAUGCAUUAGAAGCUAUUGAAGAAUUGAAAGAUAUUUCUGAAGGAACAAGGAAAUUUAUUAGAAAUUCAAGAUAUUAUAGACAUAUUUUUCAUAGCAAAAUUAGUUUCAUAAAUAUGGAAGAUCCACGAAUUAAAACAUUAAAAAAUAUUCAUGAUUGGUUUUUGCUAGGUGAUAACCAAAAAAAAGGAGCCAUGGAAUGGAUUUCAUCUCAAUGUCAAUUUGAUUUGAUUUUGUCCAUAAAUGGCUUUCUUGGGAUGUUAGAAUACAUUCUAUCAAGAUAUAAAAUUGCAGCUAUUCAACCACGAAGAAUUUCACAGGAUAUGUUAGAAGGAUUGUUUGGGACCAUUCGUGAACUCAGUGGAGACUCCUCAACACAAACAUUGCAAGGGUAUGGUCAUGCUUUAAAUAAAUAUCAAAUAACUGCAUUAGAAUCAUCAGAAGUUAAAAGUUUUAAUUAUGGAAAUGCAAAUAAUGUUGGUAGUGGAAUGCAUUUCCUAUCAAGAAGAGAUUAUCGAAAACAAAUGUCAAAUGAAAGCAAUCCAGCACUUGUCUCUUUAAAUCUCCAUUCAUCACGCCUAGUAACUUUAUCUCUCCUAUCUCAAAAAAUUUUUGAAACUCUGCUCCAAGAUGAUCUACUUAUGGGAAGAAUUGCACCUCUAUCAAACUCAUUAAAUGAAUAUAUCAACAAUGAAAACUUAAGUAUUCUUAAUUCUAAUGUAAAACGGUAUGAACUUGUUGAAUUUCUAAUUUAUCAUAAUUCCAUUGAUGUUUUAUUACAAAAUUGGCAGAAUGAAGUUAGACUGAUUGCACAAAGUGCAAUUCCAAAAAAAAGAGGAGUCAAAUGGAUGUUAAGAUGGAGCUCCAACUUAGAAAAUCGUCUCAACAAUUACUUGUGUUCUGGAACUUGGUUUGUGUAUUUUCAACAAGAAUUUCAAUUAUCACAAUUUUCACUUUCUGUUCAACGAAUUGUUGCCUUUUCAAUGUUGCAAAAAGUAAUUCUAGAGACAUUUAAAGGUAAUGGCACAAAAAAUGUUGAAUUUGAAAAAGGAGCAGACCCCAAUUUGUUGCCUCAAGUAAUUGUAAAUUUAGAUCCUGCAGAAGCUUCAAAAUUUGCAUAUAUUGUUGGAUGGGUUGUAUUUAAGCUUACAAAAGAUGACAAAGUAAUGAUGUCUCAUCCAAAAUUUGGAAUUAUGCGUUCUUUACUUAAGAAUCUUUGCUCAGAAAAUGUAGAAUAUGUACAUGAAAUUCAUUCACAAACAACAAAUAUCAUACCUGGACCAGAAAUCAUGGACUUCAUGUAUCAUUUUGAAUCCAUAAUAAUUCAAUUAUUUGAAAAACAUCAUGAGCUUGGUCCAAAUAUUUUACAUUACAUAAGAAUCAGCCUGUUAAAUAACUUACAUUUGCAUGAAAAAUUUUCAUCAUUAUUGAAAUUUGCAAUUCAAGAUAAUAUUAGUUCUGAAAAUUUUGAAGGUAAGUUGACUUUGUCAAAUGAAGAUCUGAUUUUUUUAUUUGAAAAAUUAGUUUCUACCUACAUGAAAAGCUGGCAAAAAACAUGGAGACAACAUAAUGGUUACAUACCAGAGAAAGGUACAGCAAGCCUUAGGGAAAAUCUUAAGGUUAUGCGUUCAAAUAACCAGAAUCUUUCAAAUAAUGAGAAAGGUAAAAUAUCUAAUCAAAUAAAGAAAGCAAACUUACCAACAGAUCCAAUGCUUGCACUUGUUCAGCUUCAAGUAUGGGCACAUCUUGAAGAUGUAGAAAAUCAAUUUGCAAAAAAUUUUUUAGUUACAGAUCUGCUCUGGUUAUUAUGGGCAUUUGGAGUUAAAACAUCACAAAAAAGAAAAAAUACAUUGGUUCCUUUACUUAUAAGUCAUUUGAAAAGUGAAACACCUUUUAGUGAAGAAGCAUUAGCAAAAAAGAAUAUAUUUGCACUUGAGUAG
Entrophospora sp. SA101 is the source of this 3711-nucleotide messenger RNA. The record is from the annotation of a GenBank genome assembly. NCBI's taxonomy places the organism in Eukaryota, Fungi, Glomeromycota, Glomeromycetes, Entrophosporales, Entrophosporaceae.